Lucilia sericata (common green bottle fly) is the source of this 1237-nucleotide messenger RNA. RefSeq names its product collagen alpha-2(IX) chain-like. Lineage: Eukaryota; Metazoa; Arthropoda; Insecta; Diptera; Calliphoridae. Bases 27 to 818 code for a protein of 263 amino acids. The record is from RefSeq and is a predicted model, not a curated record. The transcript has 2 exons.
CAAUCACAGUUAAUCAUUAAACAAAAAUGAAGCUACAUCUAGUCUUAGUAUUGAUCUGUUUAAGUCUUGCAGCUGCUCAAGCUGUUAGAAAAGCACCUAAAGCAGCAGGACGCUUAAUUGCGAUAGCAAAUCCCGCACCUGCUCCCUCUCCUUCUUAUCAUGAUUAUCAUCCACAUUAUCCAUCACACUGUAGUUGCCGACCUGGUCCACCUGGACCUCCGGGACCAGCAGGACCCCCAGGUCAACCUGGAGCACCAGGACUAAAAGGCGAUCGCGGUGAUCCUGGUUAUCCAGGUGCUCCCGGAAGACCCGGUAAACCAGGUAGACCUGGUUUGCCCGGUGACGUAGGCCAACCUGGACGUCCUGGUCGUCCAGGUCAGCCAGGUCCAGUUGGUCCUCCUGGUCAUCAUGGUCAUGGUGAUCAUCCUCAUCCCCAUCCACCAAUCAUUGUGCAACCACCUGCACCCGUUUACCCACCUUAUCGUCCUGGACCUGGUCAUCACCAUCAUCAUCACCACCAUGGUGGUUCUCGUCCUCCAAUUAUUAUUCCAGCUCCAGCACCACCUGUAUACCACCCUCCAAUUUAUCCAGGAUAUCCCGGAUAUCCUUAUCCUUAUCCCACUGAAGCACCAACUACCAAAAACCAACUACUAAAAAACCAGAAACCGAAAACAAAAUAUUUUAUGAUUACUAUGAUGACGAACGCAAAUUCCCUGAUACUGGCUACACUCAUACUAUCGAUGAACCAGAACACCAUAAAGAAAAUGCAGCUGCCGUUGAAAAUGAAUCUGAUUUACAAGAUAUAUAUAAUAAUAUAGAUCAACAAAUUGAAAGCAGCGCAGAGGCGGAUAACUCACAAGAGAUCCCAGAAGAUACUCGUGCCUACGAUCCAUAUUAUGAAGAACAAUCGCCCGAAGACUUUGAUAAAUUUCAUCUAUCACAAGCAGCUCGUUUCUAUAUGGCUGUAAACGUUUUGCCCGCAAAACGUCCUAAAACGUCCUACAGGGGUAGGAAAACAGCUUGAGUAUCACGUUAAAUAAAUGUUUGUAAUUUUGUUUUAAAAAUUAUGAACGCAGUAGUUAGGAAAUGGUCAAACAUACAAUUUCUAUAAAUCAAUAGUUUAAUUUUAAGAGCUAAACAAUUCUUUAAGUUCAAUAACACAUUAAACGUAACUGGAGUUUCUAUGUAAUAUAAAUUAGUUGUGAUAAUAAAACAACAAUAAAAAUAUUUAAAAAAA